GAGUACUGCAUCGCCGCUGUCUGCUUGACAUUGAAGUGUAAAGGCAGCCAAAUGACUUUGGAUUUCUGUCUAGUUUGGCCCCUUGCAGACGCCGUACACGGUGAAAUGCAUUAUGGCCACUUCGUCGUGUCUGGACCCAGACCUGUUGCGGGAGGUGCUAGAGUGUCCCAUCUGCCUGGAGACCUACAACCAGGAGCAGCUGCGACCCAAGCUUUUGCAGUGCGGGCACUCCGUGUGCCGGCAGUGCCUGGAGAAGCUCCUGGCCAGCACCAUCAACGGUGUGCGUUGCCCUUUCUGCAGCAAGGUGUCCCGCAUGAGUAGCAUAUCUCAGCUGGCCGACAACCUCACCGUGCUGAAGCUCAUCGACUGUGCCAGCGCGUGUGGCUCCACGGCUGCCGGCCUCAUGUGCAAGUCCUGCAAGAUUCGGCUGCCGCGCCAGUACUGCCAGGACUGCGGUGCCGUGCUGUGCGAUGCCUGCAGGGCCGAGGGCCACAGGCACCAGGGCCACGCCGUGCAGACCAUCCAUGCUGCCGCCGAGCAGCGCCGCGAGGAGCUGGCUGGGAGGUUGGGCGCCCUCCGGGAGGCCAUGACCACCAUCCGGAGGAAGAAGGAGGCCGUGGAUGGCGUGGCCAAGUCCCUGAGGCUCAAGUACAAGGUGGUGCAGCAGGAGUACGCGCGGGCAGAGCUGCAGCUGCAGGAGGAGCUGGGCCGCUCACGCCGGGCCUUCGCGGCAUCCGUCGCGGAGGUGGAGAAGCUGAACGCUCAGGUGCUGGAGGAGCACACGUACCGGCUGAACGUCGCCGAGGUGCAGGUGGUGUCUCGCUGCGACUACCUCACCAUGAGGAUCAAGCAGACCGACAUCGCCCUGCUGGAGGAAGGCAGCGGUGGCGGGGGCGAGGAGGAGGAGGAGGAGGAGCUGGACCUCAAACGUGACCUGCCUGUCCUCCUCAAGCUCCAGGAGCCUGAGCUGGUCAAGGCCGAGAGCCUGCAGUCCCUGGAUGUGGGUCAGCUGACCACCAAAUCCUGUACCGUCAACACAGAUGAGGAGCAGGGGCAGGAGCUGGCCGCCGCUGCCGCCUCGGCAUCCGCCCCGCUGGACCUGUAUCGCGAAGUGGACAUGGUGAUUGCUGCAGAGGAGGCCGUGUGCGCCUCGCCCGGCAGCUUCAAGUCCAAAUCUGUGGACGGAGAGGCACCCACGUCGUCGUCGUCCAGGAGCAUGGCUGGGAGCCAGCUCUGCCAGUUCAUAAAGAAGAUGGGUUGCAAGGGCAACCUACCUGGAAUGUUUAACCUGCCCGUGAGCAUCUGUGUGACGCCCCAGGGCGACGUGCUGGUCGCUGAUCGCGGGAACUACCGCAUCCAGAUCUUCAAUCGCAAGGGCUUCCAGCGCGAGAUUCGCCGCAACCCCAGCAGCAUAGACAACUUUGUCCUGAGCUUUCUGGGCGCAGACCUGCCCAACCUUAUCCCCCUGUCUAUUGCAAUCACACCCCAGGGCCUGAUUGGGGUCACAGACAACUACGACAACUCCGUCAAGGUUUACACCACAGACGGCCACUGCGUCGCCUGCCAUAAGAACCAGCUGAUCAAGCCUUGGGGCAUAGCUGCCAUGCCCUCGGGGCAGUUCGUGGUGUCGGACGUGGAAGGGGGGAAGCUCUGGUGCUUGGCUGUGGAUCGCAAUGUCGGUGUGGUCAACUACAACAGGCUGUGCUCGGCUGUCAGACCAAAGUUCGUCACUUGCGACUCCUCGGGCACAGUGUACUUCACCCAGGGUCUCGGCCUGAACAUCGAGAACAGGCACAACGAGCACCACCUGGAGGGGGGCUUCUCCAUCGGCUCGGUGGGCAUGGACGGCCAGCUGGGUAAGCAGCUCAGUCACUUCUUCUCUGAGACGGAGGACUUCCGCUGCAUCACGGGCAUGUGCGUGGAUGCCAACGGGGACCUGCUGGUGACGGACAGCGGACGCAAGGAGAUCCUGCAGUUCCCCAAGGACGGGGGCUAUAACAUUCUGAUUCAGGAGGGGCUCACGUGCCCCGUGGGAGUGGCUGUCACUCACAAGGGGCAACUGCUAGUUUUAGACUGCUGGGACCACUGUGUCAAGGUGUACACGUAUUUACAGAAGCGGCGCUCCUCGACCUGCUGAGGGCCUGACCGUUCGCACGGGGGCCAUGGGGACGCGUUACCCAACCAGUCACUUUAGCUCGCCAACCGCGGUGUGAGAAACAUGGCGGCUAGCCUCCGUGAUCUCUGGUCUGUGGUUGGUGUGGUUUGGAGGAAGCAAAUUAACACGGACGGUUGAUAGUCUUUCACCACUGCCAGGGAGGGAUUGGAUUGUGGGCGGGGUUUACCGCUGCGAUGGCUUUGCUCACACGUCUUGGAAUACAGCACAAGAGACGGCAAUAAUUGACCUGUAUUGUCUUUGAUUUGGAGUGUUUGUCAAUCCAUAGUGUGUCUACAUCUGUGAUUAUUUUGACACCGGUGCUAUUAGCACUAAGAAGAAGGACUGUUGAGAGAAAUGAAAGGACUAUCACAAGACAACACCUUCAAGAUGGAAAACGGAUACAAAAUGGGUUAAAUAGCUAAAGUAUCUAAAAUGUUUAAUCACGAUGCAUAAAUUGACGUGUUUAUCCAUCUAUUACUGAUGCGAGUUUCUUGCUUAUCUUUUCCAUUACUCAUUUCUUCACUGUCAAAGUGCCCUCUUAAUACCUCUCAUAUCAAGGAACAAGUAGCCUCUUCUCAUUCUACAACAUAAUCAAAGUACAGUGUAACUACAUGCGAUAUUCUUGGUAUAAACUCAUUAAUACAAUGCUAAGUAGGUAGUUCUUAUCUUGAUUCAGUCUUCAGUCAUCAUUUCUGUGCUUGUUUUUGUACCAUAGGUUUGUGAAACCAUUUAUGUGUUCAUAGUUACCAAAGGCUUUCAAAAUCAGGAUAUUUAUAAGCAUGCGACCAGUACCACUAUGAGAGCUCAGAGACUGAAGGCAUGGAUGGCACCUCAGUCAAACAAUAUCUCAGAAAUGUUUAACAGAACAAUAUAAAUCUAAGUGAAUAUAGAAUAUAUAAGUCUAGAGCAUUGAAGUGUCCUUGUAUUUACGUGAUGAACCACAAGACUGUUGCUUUGUUCUCACAAUUGGUGGGUUGUUUAUGAGCAGGAAUUAUUAGAGUUUGUCAUAAUUUAACAGUAGGAAAUAUUAUACAUUUCCGGUUUAUUUUGUACUGUAGGUAUUUAAGACAAUGACUUGGUGUAACUUUAAGUAGUUAUGUUAUUUGAUUACCCUUAAACUGUCUUAAAUUCCUACUCAACUUAUUGGAAGAUACCACUUUUAAAAAAUAAAUAAUUUAACAUGAAAAGCUUUAUCCCAAACAUUAAAAUGAGUGAGUCUUUAGAUGAUCAUCUAUGUUUUGCAGAUCACUCUCAGUGUGCCACCCUCUGAAGUUUUAACUUUGUUCUUGAUGGGUGUGUGUACUGUCACUCCUUAAAGACCAGUUAUUAUCGAGACAAAAUCCCCUGAACCAGUGCCUGGUAAACAUGCAAAAUGGGAAGCGGUGGACAGUGUAGAGGCUGUCAGGAACAAUCACAUGCAUGUCUAGAACGUGACAUGAAGAUUUGCUAUUUUAUGGUCUGUUAAGGUUAGCAUGUCAUGCUGCAAGGUAAUAUCCAACACCAUAUUGUCAGGCCCAGGUUAUAGGGCAUGUUCCUCAUCGUUCCAUCUUUUUUUUUUUUUUUUUUUUUUUUUUUUUACAAAGUUUUUGCCUUUUUUUCCUGUUUCUUUUUUUUUAAUGAUUUUGCUACACGACAGUGCUGUGAACACGUCUUGCACUCUUGACACUACAGCGCGUGUUCUGGCACUGAAGCUGAUGUAAGUGAAAUAGGUCUCAUUCAUGUUUGUAUUGUUCAUGAUCAAUUCUGUGUGCAAUAAAUUCAGCGUAAUUCACAUUU
Molecule: messenger RNA, 3931 nt
Organism: Electrophorus electricus (electric eel)
Lineage: Eukaryota; Metazoa; Chordata; Actinopteri; Gymnotiformes; Gymnotidae
Source: RefSeq, a predicted model, not a curated record